This is a messenger RNA of Amphiprion ocellaris (clown anemonefish), 1866 nucleotides long. It is a transcript of the gene crb3a, whose product is annotated as crumbs homolog 3a. The transcript has 5 exons. The record is from RefSeq and is a predicted model, not a curated record. The coding region runs from base 662 to 1054 and encodes 130 amino acids. NCBI's taxonomy places the organism in Eukaryota, Metazoa, Chordata, Actinopteri, Pomacentridae.
UUCACACACUGUCCAUAUGAAAAAUCUGAGCAGCAAAGAUUAGGCCUGAAGCAGUCUACAUUUUCUUUGCCCUUCUGAGUCCAAGAGGAGGAGAUUAGGUGAGGAUUAGAGCCCACUGGACCAGCUGGCCUCCGAAUUCAUCCUUAAAAUAUCUCAGGAAUGUUGAUAUCCUUUCUCAUGAUGGGGAAACAUAAAACCUGACGGAGGCGCUAUUUCGUGCCACCUUCGUGUGCCAGGUUGCUAGGUAAGAGCAGGGCAGGCAAACACCGUGCAGGUUGAAGCAAGCUAAGGAAGAAAACUGGUAUCAUAGACGACUCAAAACCAGUUUAUGUCAGGAUCUGAGGAGACACAACAUGACAUGCAGGUGAUCAAAAGUUUUUGAGGAUUUUUUUUUAAAUGCCAACAGGAGAAACCGGGGCUGCUGUGCUUCACUAAACUGCGCUUUUCUUCAUCGACUUCGUACAAAGGAGGAUCUGUGCGCCCUGUUGCAGGUGAGGCGGAAGCAAUGCAUUCGUGAGGAAUCAACCUGUUCCAUGUUUCCCGUUUUGCUUCGAUCAUCUGAGAACCGCCAGAUCAAAGAUCAUAAUGUAUCAUCAGCUGCUCAAGAAGUGCAGUAAGUCCUCACAGUGACCACUUGACUGAAUGAAAUGGCCCCAAGCUGAUGCCCCAAGGCCUCAGUCUGCCCUCACUUGCCUCACGGCUCGAGAUGGCAGCGUGUCCGGAUGUGCCAGUCAUCCCUGGAGCUGUGGUUGGGAGCGUUUUACUGCUGAUACUGAGCAGUAAUCCUGCGUGGGGGAACCAUACCACUGUUGCAAGUGUGACACAUUCUAAUAACACCACAGGAGGAACAAACAUUGCCGCUAUUGUGGCCCCUACUGUGACCUUGGGUGUUCUGGCCAUAGUGUUGGCUGUUCUCGCCUGGCUGUUCUGUGUGGUAAAAAAGAAGAGGCAGACUGAAGGGACGUACAGACCCAGUGCCGAGGAGCAAUCUGGCGUACGCAGCGUGGCCGCACCAGAUGCAUUAAAACUGCCGAAGGAGGAAAGACUCAUUUGAGAUUUGUUGUCUUAUGUUUCUGCAAAACUCCUGAAAGGACAGAGGGCUGCCUGCUUGGCAGCGUUCCUGUGUGACGAAGCUCUCGCUUUUGAGCUGAUCAGUGGAUAAAAGUUCCUCCAGGUUCCAGAGAGCUGAACUUUGAAACUCCAUAUUUACUUCCCGCUCCAUUUCAAUAAGCACUGAAUCAUGUCUGCGUGGUACUCGGAGGAGAAACGCCUGGAUCUAUCUCCUAGUGGAUCUUAAGAACAAUUGAAUAAUGCAAAGAGAUCUGAAUAUUGAUUCUGCACAGGUGAAACAGGAGCCACAGUAUUUUAUCACCGCUAACAAUUUUAGUUUAGUUUUAAUAUACAAUUCACAAUGUAGCAUGUAUUUGAUUUGAUUUCAGUCUUUCAUGAAGCUGCUUUUUCACGGGCAAAAAAAAUUGCUGAUCUUUUACCUCAAACUCAGUUUAGCUUUUUCAGUCCAUCACAUUUGAAAAGAAUAUAAAUGCACAAAUGUUUUUUUAAUAUCCUUUAAACGGAUACAAUCAAACAUCUUACCGUAGUGCAAAUACUCUUGAUUUUUAAAGAACUUGCUCAGUGAUUUUGAAAAAAGAGGUUGUACUUGGGAAUCACACCAAGCAAAAGCAAACAGUUGUUUACACUUUAAGUAUUUUUUGAGUAAUUAUACAAAUUUCAAGCCACAUUAUUUAAACAUUUCAUCAGAUCAACCAUGCAAAACAUGAUUUAUUGUAAUAUGGCAAAUAUGUUUAAUGGUGUCACAGCAUGUUUAUUUAUGCUUUUGUCAAAUAAACAACAAAAUAUUCGAUAAUA